Salvelinus fontinalis (brook trout) is the source of this 3858-nucleotide messenger RNA. Its product is annotated as rho guanine nucleotide exchange factor 15-like. The record is from RefSeq and is a predicted model, not a curated record. Gene Ontology annotation, molecular function: guanyl-nucleotide exchange factor activity; protein binding. Bases 90 to 2999 code for a protein of 969 amino acids. NCBI's taxonomy places the organism in Eukaryota, Metazoa, Chordata, Actinopteri, Salmoniformes, Salmonidae. The transcript has 15 exons. Gene Ontology annotation, biological process: activation of GTPase activity.
GCCCAAACUGACCCCUUGACUUGACCUCUGAUAGGUCAGGGCUCAGAUUGGAAUACCCCCAAAAAUACAGACCAGUCCAAACCCCCAACAUGUCUUUCCCGGAACACUUCACGUCCCCCUUACCCCCCAGACCAGAAGCCAAACCCCGGCCCCCGAUCUCUAGAAAACCCCCUUCCUCCAAUGGAGCCCCCCCCACCCCCUUCCAGCUCGGAGAGAUGGGCAGCACAGCCCACAAUUCAGGGGGGAAAGUCAACAGCAUUGUGAGUAAGUUCAGCCACCCAGAGACUACACCAACCACCAGUGGAGAUGCUACACUAACCACCAAUCCAACUCUCCGUACCCGGGUGCCCAGGAGGGCCCCCACAGUCAAACCCAAACCAACCCGGCCCUCCGUCCAGCAGUCUGAGGGUCCAGACCAGGCUCCUCCACUGCCCAUGAAUAGGAGCCGGAUCCUGCGGCAGGCCAAAAGAGAGACCCCUGGAGGAGAGGAGGGAAAUGGCAUCACAGUCAGUCGAUCAGCACCUGGCGGAAAGGAGGUAGAGCGAAAGCUGAUUGGAGGAGUGGAAGCAGAGGCGGAGCACAGUUCAGACACGCCCCUUAACCCAUGCUAUGACUGGGAAUGCAGCUGUGUUUGCCACAUCCACAUGCCCGGCAUGAAGCUGGUAUGGGUGCCCAUCGAUGAGGACGAGGAAGAAGAUGAAAAGGAGGAGGAGAUUAGGCUGGCGGCGGAAACGGAGGAGGAAGAGGGUGGAGGGGAGGGGACCUCCUUGGCUAUAAAACACCCCCCCAUCCCCCCUAAACAAACCCAAUCUUUCCCAAGCCAUUUUAAAGUUUCCGUAGAGGAGGAGGAGUCUAUAUAUGAAACUACUCUACUAAUGGUGGAUCCAACACCUAGGAAGAUCUGUCAGGAACUGGACAUUCCCCUUAUCAAGGUUCAGAAACCUGUCCAUUGGUCAAAACUGUCCUCCAGCAACUCGGAGGACAACACUUCGGUCCAGUCCGAUUCGGGAAUAUCCCAAACCCAGACUACUGAGGAUGCCCCCGUGGCUAUUCCACCUCGGGUACCUCUCGCCCAGGACAAGUCCAAAACACCCGGCCACAACCUCAUGCCCAUUCCCAGGGGGGGUAUCGCCUUGCCCCAGCCCACCGCGGAGGAGUGGCGCUCCCUGCGCCCCUCACCCCACAAUCCUUCCGCCAGUCCCAUAGUACUCCACCGGGCGGGCUACAGCGUCCCCCCACCUCAGCCCCCCAAGACAGGCAUCUCCGUCCAUUCCAUCAAGCAAGCUAUAAAAGAAGAAGAGGAGGAUGGCAGUGCUGAAGGAGAGGAGGAGGACACAGAAGAAGACAGGUUCCCGGUGCCCCUCAGGAGAGGAUACUUUGUUGGCUGGGAGUCCAGACAGCUGGAUGUGCCUCUGUACCAGACGUACCGUGCUACCGUCAUCCACAAGGAGAUCCGGCGCCAGACGGUGUGCCGCAACAUCAGCAAGACCAGCGCUGACUACCACAUGGACUGGACCGCACGCCGGGGUGGAGUGGGCAUGGGGUCGGGCGGCGUGGGGGCGGUGGGCAAUGGCAAUGGGGCACCCAGUGCUACUAUUCCGUUACCCACCCCCGGCCAGAGCACCCUAUGGCAGGACCUACCAGAAGUACGGAAAAGUGGGGUGCUGGAGACCCUCAGCCCUGCACAGUGCAAGUACCAGGAGAGUAUGUUUGAGGUGUUGACAUCUGAAGCGUCGUACGUGCGUUCCCUACGCGUUCUCAAUGAACACUUCCUGGAAUCCCGGGAGCUGGAGGAGGUGCUGAUCAUCCGGGACAGGAAGACUCUCUUCUCCAAUGUCCUGCGAGUCCUGGAGGUCAGCGAGAGUUUUCUGAUGGACCUGGAGAACCGUAAGGUAGAGAGUCUGGUGUUCUCCGACAUCUGUGACAUCAUCCAUUUCCAUGCUGAGCACAACUUCCCGGUCUACAUCGACUACAUCCGCAACCAAAUCUACCAGGAUAAGACUUACACCUCCCUCAUGAAAACCAAUGUGGACUUUGCCACGGUCAUCACCCGUCUGCAGGAGUCUCCUCAGUGUCAGAGGCUGCCAUUCAUGUCCUUUCUGCUGCUGCCCUUCCAGCGAAUCACACGCAUCAAGAUACUCAUCGAGAACAUCCUGAAGAGAACAAAUGAAGGGACGAAAGAAGAGCAGACUGCCUCCAACGCCUUGGACUCUGUUUCUAAGAUCAUAGAGGAGUGCAACACCCAGGUGGGAAAGAUGAAACAGGUGGAAGAGCUGAUCCACCUCUCCAAGACGCUGGAGUUUGACAAGCUCAAGGCCAUCCCCAUCAUUUCCCAAACCCGUGUCCUGGAGAAGCGUGGGGAGUUACAGGAGAUGGCCAAAGGGAACACCCUUUUCAACCUGGGUCACAAGUUCACCCCCGUCUACCUCUUCCUCUUCAACGACCUGCUCAUCAUCGCCACCAAGAAGGGUUCAGAGCGUUUCGUGGUGUUGGACCACGCCCACCGCACCCUGGUCCAGGUUCAGCCAAUAGGAGACGACCAGGUCUCCAACCCUAGCUAUGAACACUGCUUCUGUCUGACUCUACUGGAGAACCACCAGGGACGCAUGAUGGAGAGACUGAUGAAGGCCCCUUCACAGUCUGACCUGCACCGGUGGAUAGCAGCGUUCCCUGACCCCAUGAAACCUGAUGGGGACAAGGAGGAGGUUGUCUAUGAGGACUGGGACUGUCCUCAGGUGCAGUGUGUGGAGCAGUAUGUUGCUCAGCAGGCUGAUGAGCUCAACCUAGAAGCCACUGAGAUCAUCAACGUGGUGCGCAAGACCAACGAGGGUUGGUACGAGGGGAUCCGUCUCUCCAACGGACAGAAGGGUUGGUUUCCUGUGGAGAACGCUGUAGAGAUCACCAACGAGCAUGUGCGGCGGCGGAACCUUCGAGAACGCUAUCGGGUCAUUCAGGCCGCCAGCAUUGUCACCAACACCAAGGCCAAGACUACCCCGUAAUGUUGAUGGAACAUCAGGAGAACAUUGAUAGAGACUCCGCAGAAUGUCAGUCGAACGUUUACAUAACGUCACUAGAACGUUGCUGGAAUAUUAAACUGGAUAGGGGAGAGUGAACCAGUGCUUGCCAUGCAUGCUCCCCUGAAGAACUCUUAGCUGGAGACAUAAGGAGCUUUUGGAUCUUAUCAAAUUGUUUGAUCGGCAUGUUUUGUUUUGUUCAAAUUAUUAAUUUGUGAAGUUAUGGGAUAGUGUUUUUUUACGGAACUUUUAAGAACCAGGAAAUUAUAUGUAGUUUGCCUAAUGUUGAGAGAGCGAGAGAGAGAGCGAGAGAGUGUGUGUGCGUGUGAUAGUGUGUGUGUAUGAACCUGCACCUAACCCCACACUGCCAAAGGAAAGCCCCUGCGACAAUAUGUGAGUCAGGUAUACCAUGGCAGCAGGUAGCCUAGUGGUUAGAGUGAUGGGACAGCAACCGAAAAGUCACUGGAUCGAAUACCCGAGCCAAAGUCUUUCAAUGUGCCCUUGAGCAUCGUACUACUAUGGCUAACCCUGUAAAACACAUUUCACUGAACUGGUGUAUGUGACAAUACAAAACAACAUAUAUCAUCAGGUUGGUGGCUAAAAUUGUCUUCAUUAUGUAACACACUGCCAACAGACAAUAAUUAGCCUACAGUAGUCAUCACAGGAAUGCAUUGACAGCCUAUAUUACUCACAAACACACAGUUAGUCACAUACUCCAGUUAACACCAACAUACCUGAGGUACGGGCAGACUAGGAGAACCGGCACAGUAUUUUCCCUCAGAAAUAAGUACACCUAUUUUUUACAGAUGUGGUAUUUGUGUGUGUGUGUGUGUGUGUGUGUGUG